AUGGCUGAUCUUGUCAACGGCAUGCAAGGAAUGAGCAUGCAAGAUUCUCGUUUUGCCCCUAACGGUUCCGCUGGAGGUAAUGCCUCUGGUGCCGGUAGGCCGGCUUACAUCCCUCCCCAUCUUCGUGCCAAGAUGCAGCAACAGGCUGCCCCGGCUCCUCAGCAGAUGAACAACGGACCUGCUCCAGUCAAUAAUGGUCCUCCAGCUCCUCGCGGCGGAAACUCUUGGUCUCAGGAUAACCAAAGCUCCGGUGGCAACUGGGCUAAUGCUCCAUCCUUCAACCCGAGCCCUGGUAAUAAAUGGGAACCUCGCCAACAACAGCGACCUUUUAAUGAAAACGCGUACGGCAGCCCAGCCACUGGCGGCGGCGGCGGCGGCGGCUCUAGUGGCGGCAACCGUGGUGCCUCCGGCGAAGGUUACUGGAGAGACGGCAAGCAUAUCAUCGGCAAUGCGAACAGCAGGCUCGAACGUGAGCUCUUUGGUGUUCCUAACGAUCCUUUGAAGCAAUCAACUGGUAUCAACUUUGAGAAAUAUGAUGAUAUUCCCGUUGAGGCCUCUGGUUCCAAUGUUCCAGAUCCGGUCAUUGCGUUCACUAAUCCUCCUCUCGACCCACACCUUUUGCUCAACAUUGAGCUUGCUCGCUAUACUGUCCCAACCCCUGUCCAGAAAUACUCGAUCCCAAUCGUCAACGGUGGUCGUGAUUUGAUGGCCUGUGCCCAAACUGGAUCCGGAAAGACUGGUGGUUUCUUGUUCCCAAUUCUUUCCCAGUCCUUUGCUACUGGCCCAUCCCCAACUCCACCAAGUGCCCAAGGUGGUGGCUUCCAACGCUCCCGCAAGGCAUAUCCUACUGCUUUGAUCUUGGCCCCAACUCGUGAACUUGUUUCCCAGAUCUACGAUGAGGCUCGCAAAUUCGCCUAUCGAUCUUGGGUCAAGCCAUGCGUUGUUUACGGUGGUGCAGAUAUUGGACAACAACUCCGUCAGAUGGAUCGUGGAUGCGAUCUCUUGGUUGCUACUCCAGGUAGACUUGUCGACCUCAUAGAACGUGGCCGCAUUUCCCUCGCUAGCAUCAAGUACCUUGUUCUCGACGAGGCUGAUCGUAUGCUUGACAUGGGUUUCGAACCCCAGAUUCGUCGUAUCGUUGAGGGCGAGGAUAUGCCUGGUGUCACCAGCCGUCAAACUCUCAUGUUUUCGGCUACCUUCCCUCGCGAUAUCCAGAUGCUUGCCCGUGAUUUCUUGAAGGAUUACGUCUUCCUCUCUGUUGGUCGUGUUGGUUCGACUUCUGAGAACAUUACCCAACGUGUCGAAUACGUUGAAGACCACGACAAGCGAAGCUUUCUCCUCGAUAUCCUUUCUGCUCACCAAGGCGGCUUGACUUUGAUCUUCGUUGAGACAAAGAGGAUGGCAGAUACUCUCUCCGACUUCUUAAUCAACCAGAAUUUCCCAGCAACCUCCAUCCAUGGAGACCGUACUCAACGCGAACGUGAAAGGGCGUUGGAGAUGUUCCGGACAGGACGUUACCCCAUCAUGGUGGCCACAGCUGUCGCUGCUCGUGGUCUCGAUAUCCCGAACGUUACCCACGUCAUAAACUACGAUCUUCCUACUGAUGUCGAUGACUAUGUUCAUCGUAUUGGUCGUACUGGUCGUGCCGGAAACACUGGUUUGAGCACUGCUUUCUUCAACCGUGGCAACCGUGGCAUUGUUCGCGAGUUGACCGAGCUUUUGAAAGAGGCCAACCAGGACGUUCCUGCAUUCUUGGAACAGGUUGCUCGCGAAGCUGGCUAUGGUGGCCGCAGUGGCGGUGCCUCUAGAGGAGGCCGUGGCCGUGGUGGCGGCGGUGCUAAUCGUGACUUCCGUAAGUUCGGCGGUGGCGGCGGCUCUGGCGGUGGUGGUGGAUUUGGUGGCAGCUCCGGUGGGUAUGGCGGCUCCUCUGGCGGUGGUGGCUAUAGCAGCGGAGGAGGCUAUGGAGGUGGCUCUAGCGGAGGAGGCUACGGCGGAUCUUCCGGCGGCGGCGGCUCUGGCUCUGGCGGUGGAGGCUACAGUGGUGGAGGCUACGGCGGCGGUUCCAGCUAUGGAAACCCCAGCGGCGGCAACCCCGGCGGUGGCAACUCCUCCUGGUGGUAA
Molecule: messenger RNA, 2121 nt
Organism: Orbilia oligospora ATCC 24927
Lineage: Eukaryota; Fungi; Ascomycota; Orbiliomycetes; Orbiliales; Orbiliaceae
Exons: 2
Coding region: 1-2121 (706 amino acids)
Cellular component (GO): nucleus
Molecular function (GO): RNA binding; RNA helicase activity; ATP binding
Source: RefSeq, a predicted model, not a curated record